Messenger RNA from Pocillopora meandrina, 15498 nucleotides. Lineage: Eukaryota; Metazoa; Cnidaria; Anthozoa; Scleractinia; Pocilloporidae. The record is from the annotation of a GenBank genome assembly.
UGCGAAACGAGAAGAGCAAGAUGGCGGCUGCCACUGCGCGGCAAAUUCCAGUCGUCAAUAACGUGAUAACCGAUGAAGACUUAGACAAUUUUCGCACCGAGGGAAAGGUAAGUAUGUUGGAGAUGUAAAAAGAUCGGAAAAGAUUGAAAACAGUGCAAAGUAAGUUGUUAUUUUUGCAGCAUUCUGGCCGACUUGUUCCAGUCAGUGUCAUCAAAACACACAAACUUCUUACAGACAAGCACUCGGUGAGUCCUCGUGCACUUCUUUAGUCCUUUAGAGAUGUUUACGUGUCAACUGCUUCGCUCUUCAUGACUUUCAAUCGCUAAAAUUUUCGUGUAAUAAAAGGAACUCUCGUACAAGAUAACAUAAUGUUUAAGCUAAUCUUUAUCAGCUGUGUACGGUGAAUUCAGUGUAACUGCAUUUGAUUUUAGAGAGAACUGGUCGAUCGCCAUGUGAGAGCCAUCCAUCGUCUCACCAAAUACUACUGUCAUGGAUUUGUAUCCUUCAUUGCAAAAUAAGUGAACGAGUUACUUGCACAUUGGAAAAUUUCUCACCGUGAUUAACUGCUAUUAACCAUUAUCAAGUCCAUGACAUACAAUCUUCAUGUCAGUGCGCUUUGCACAAAACUAUUAUGUAUGAUGUGUUCAGUUUCAUACUUUUCAGAUUUAACGUGGGUGAUCUAAUGUGUGAUAUGGUUCAGUUUCAAAAUACAUUUAGAGAGAGUUUGAAAAGGUUAAAAUUGGAUGACGCUGUGGAUGAAUGCAGAUCUCUAUUCCAGACCCUUACUCAAGACUGACUUUUAAAAUUGUGUACAGCAUUAACAACAAGAGUUAUUUAUAAAACCCUUUAAUGUGUGUCUCUGAAAUGCAUAUAGACUACACUUAGCAGAAACUCAUACUCUAUUGAAGACUUCCAGUUGUGAAAGACAUCCUUGUCAAGAAAAAUGUAUAUCCUGUUUAAGAUUCAGGAGCCUGAAAAGAGGGUAGCAAAAGGGGGGGGGUGGGUGAGGAGGAGUCCUGAUUCUGUUUCACACUCAAAUUUUUAGAAAAAUCCAUGUCAUUUUUACAUCAAACAGUAUUUCAUGUGUUACAAAUUAAAAAGUGUACACUUCAAAUCUCAUGUUACCCCCCCCUUGCCUUUCUGUAAGAUUCACACUUCAUGCAUUACUUUCAGGCUUAAUCAAGCAUCAUGUACAAGCCCUUUUCUACCCUCUGAAAACGAUGUCCUGUUUUGGUGCCACACCCCCCUUCCCUCCUCCCCUCCCUUCCCUCUGCCCACCCCCCUCCCAUCUUCAUUUUCAGAUAGUUCCCCUAAAGCUUGUAGAGAUAUGGAACCCUUGGUUUUCAAAAGAGACAAUAACAACAGUAAAGUCAUUCUGAUAAUAGACUCACACUUGGAACAUGGGCCAAUUUUCAAAUGUUAAUAUUACCUCCUCAUUCAUGCACAAGAUGACUUGUGGUUAUUGAACUUAACAUUAUCCAACAACAGCUUAUGAAAGAUGUGGAGUUGGUGUGUGAUAUGCUCACAGUUUGUAGAGAAAGACUGGAGACAAACCUUCAGUAUGAGAAACCUCUAUGUGACUUGAUUAAAGUCUGUGGGUGAGUAAUUGACUACUUACUUUGAGUUCUACAAAUUUUCAUGACUAAGAACACAACACAAUGAACCCAGCUGAGCUCAACCCAAGACCUCUUGAUCAGAAAUCUAUUCUGUUAACCACUUGGUCAACACAUAUCUUAAAGUCAUAGUACUUCCUCCAUUGUUAUAAAAGUUAAUGACUGCUCAGACAAAAAGUCAGCUAUUAGUUCUUUAAUGUUUAUUGAUAAAGGAUUUUUUUUUUUUCAUCUUUAUCAAUUUGCAGCAAGCCAUUUUUGAAGGAAAGAUCUUCAGAUGACUCUUCACAUGCUAGUGCUAUUAUUAACCUUCUCACUGAGCUAGGUAGGAAUAUAACAUUUUUAUGAAAGUACAGUGUUAGCGAGAUGUUAACAACAAAAAGUAAUGGUUAGGUCUGCUAUUGCUCACCUUUCUAAAAGUCUCUAUGUAGAGAUUUUGUUGGAAAGUAGCUAUUGCAAAUAAAGACUUUGUAAUAGAUUAUGGAAAUUAUUUUCACUUUGAGGUACAAACAGCUGAAAGGCAGUAAGUUGCUGUUUUCCACUUGCUGCAAAGAUCAUCCUUACUCUCUGUUACUCUUCUGAUUGCUCUAGAAUUUAAAUAUGGAAUUCAAAAAAAUUCUUGAUUUAAUCCUGUUUGAUUUCAGGGCACACAAUGAAAAUAAACAAUGUUACUGCUCAGCUUCAGUUAGGAGAAUCGUUGUUAAGGUUUUACACUGACCAGUCAUUAGAGAACCAAAGUUUUGAAGGUAAAAUUUGACAUCUACCUCAUUUUUUUUUAAAUAUGCUAUUUAACAAAUAGAUUCUAUGCUGUUAUGCUUCUCUUUAAUCAUAUAUUGCAGCUGAUGAUGCCAAAAUCUGUCUCUGAUGAGGUUAUCACAUUUUGAAAACAUACAUGUUUGGUCUCCUUAAUUUAUUGCUAUACAUUUUUUGUAUUAUAUGUGAGUAAUUAAUCAUUUUCAAGGUUAAUGAAUCUGCAAAUGUUUUACAACUGUUUCUGAACAAUAGGCUACCAAGCAUCAUCACUGUCUUACAACAUAACUUUGGUGGAAAGAAGUGGAGUGGCCAGAGCACUUGUUGAGGUCAGAUGCCUUUCAUUUGUCUUUACUUUGUCAAUGAAAAUCAUAUAUCAUUUGAAACUGUUCUCAAAGUCCUAGUAAGGGCUGCAGAAAUAUUUUGAUAACAUUUUGUUACAUUCUCAGAGUUUGGAGCAAGUUGAGGACCUGAAUGCGAGACUUGAAAUCAUGAAAGUGCUGCAGUGUUAUUCAACUUCAGGUAUUAUUUUAAUUAUAUUAUUGUUGUAUUGUUCGACAAAAACCAGUUAUGGAGGGCUGUUUAUUACUGCCUUUAACCCUUUAACCCUUUUGCUCCCAAGAUCUAAUUAGUAAUUCUCCUUACUAUCUGCCAUACUAUUCUUAUGAUGUUAGUUCAGAGAAUUUGGUAUUGGAUCAACUAAUAAUUCCAUAAUUCAUAUUCUUCUCUAUUCUCAUCACCUGCCUGCUUGAUAUUGUAUUGAUAUUGUUAGGAGAAAUUCUGUCUUGGUCACUUAUGGGAGUGAAAUGGUUAAAUCCCAAUGUCUGAUUGUUAAUUCUUUCCUCCAGCUGCUGCGGACUUCCUUGUAAAUUAGUUACAAGAAUUUUGGUGUUAGAUCAAGACACCAACAUUUAUUGAUAAGUUUGAUUAUUCUCAUUACCUGUUAGCUGGAUAAUGUAAGGUUAUAAUAGCAAGAAGUUACAUGUUAAUCACUUGUGGGAGUUAAGGGUUGAGACCGCUUCCCACCAUCUGUUUAACCAGUGAGAAGGCUCUGGUGUUUGGAUUUUGACUGACUUCUACUGUUUGGGCACAGCUGCCUGUUACAUCACUGGCAGCUGUUGAUGGAAAAAAGUCAUCAAAAGCCAGGAUGUUAAGUUAUUAGUGGAAGUUGCUUCCCCAGAACUACACGAGUAACAAAUCACUUUUGUAGAACCUGAUUACUUUGUUGUUGUUGUUUUUGUUCCAUUUGGCUCUUUUAACCCCAAACUUUGGGAUGGCAGCCCUCUAUAGUAUUGUUGAAGAAUUUACAUGACCAUUUUUGGAAUAGAUAAGCCAUCCUUCAGAAGUGGGGCAUUAUUUAGUGUAAAUGAGAUCAUUCCUCCUUUUGUUUACAGCGUUGAAUUGUGACGAUAUGCUGUCAGUUGGUGCAGCUGGAUUGUUGUGCAGUGGAAUCAAUAUCCCAGACCCAUCUGAUAGGUAAUAUGACCAUUUUUCUUGUUUUUAGUUGCUUGUAAAUAAAUGUUGUUUGGUUUGUUCCUUUGUUUUAACCCUGUGAACAAAAUUUUUUUUACAAAAAAAAUAUUUUAGCUGAUGCAUUGUUUUCUGUUGUCACAGGAUUGUUUUCCGAACUGUUGAAAUUCUCUGGAAUUUGCUAGAAUUUGGUUCUAAACAGGAGGUAAGUUUAUAAGUUACUUAAAGCACAAUUGGGCACAAAGUAAAAAAUUUCAAGUCCCAUAGGGCGUGUUCUUAGUUCAUGUAGCUACAUUCUUUUCAGGCAUCAAAGUUCCCAUAUUAUUCCAGCCUGUUAUAUUCACACAACUUCCCCUUUCCUCAAAAGAAGUUAGGUUAGAUGUAGUGAUGGUAUGAUAAUGGAAUAUCUAUAUUUCUUUUUAGGUUGUGCGUCAGCUCAAUUGCAAAGAGUGCAUAAGGUAUGUAAAACCAUGCUACAUAAGUUAUAAUGUGCAUGGGAUGUAGGUGUAAUUACAACUCAAAGUUAUAUUUGGUAUUGCUAUGUUUGCAUGUUUAUGAUUGGUUCGACCUCAAAACCUUAAUUUCUUCUCAUCUCUGAUGCUCUGUUUGAAUUGUUCUUGCAGUGCAUUGAGAGAUGCCUUUGUUAGGCAGAUUAAGGAUGGCUACAGUCUUGCUGAUAAACAGCUGAGGUAAACAUAUCUGUCCCCUUAGUCUAUAUACAACAAGGAAAAAUGAAUUUAAAGUUAGCUUAUGAGCCAGAACACCCAUCUUCUCAGAGCUCAUCCAGGUGUCUACAGAAUGAAGUGAGGAGGAGUAUGCCUUUUCCCCUUAUAAUGGGAUGCCAAGUUAUCACAAAGGUCACUGCAAAUGUUAUCCUGGACUACCAAGACUGCUCCACCCCUCCCCCUACCUUUUUGAGGUAUCCAAGAAAGUUUUGUGGCAUCCUUUUAAACACCUUGGUGGAGGAAGACACCUGGGGGAUUUGUCACUGGAACUGUUCUGUAAUAUUUGCAUAGAGUAGUUAUUGUUGAAGUUUUCAUUAAGUGCUGAAGAAUAUUUAGGAGUAAAUUUACUUCUAUCUGUAUUUCAAUUCUGAUCCAUUUGUUACUUUUAAUUUAGAAAUGAUUUAUUGGUGAUUGCCUCUUUGAUAGUGUCUCUCUGCCCAACCUCUCCUUUCAUGGUGAGUUCAUUAAGAAGAAAAAAAGUACAACUUUGAAGCUUUUUAUGUCUUUUAACAUUAUACUGAUCUACUUGUAUAAUGACAUUCUCAAGUUCUUGUUUUUGUUCCCUCUUAUGAAAUAUCCAACUGAUGUAACUGAUGUAGUUUCUGGAGUGGUCUGUCCACUUUUGUAUUUGCCACAUGAGAUCAGUAUUGGAACAUUUAUGUCAACAUACACUCAUUUAUUUGUUUUUAUUGUAGGAAACUGGCUUUACAAAGCUGAUAGUUCUGCUUGCAACAUUCACUGAGGGUAACUACAGACAAUUCUUGUUCACCUUUGACAAUAUUUGUAGUAGAUGACAUCUUUUAAUAAAAUAAACCUGUUUGAGUUUGUUUUGGUUCUCUUCCUUCCUCAAAAUGUUUUUCUUAGGGUUCUCUCUUCUUACUCUUUCCACUAAAACAAUCACUCAAAAUUCCAAUUUCAAUUUGAAAAGAGUCAGUAAAGACCAACUCAAAGGUUGUGAUGCUACUAAAUUCACAUUUAUUUCAUUUUUGCUUCCUAGUAUUUAUUAAUAAAAUCAAAGAGAUACUUGCAGACAAUUCAGUUUUUUUUUUAAAGUAAACUUGGCGAAGUAAAAGAGAAUUCAGAAGUGUAUUUAGGACAGCACAACAUGUUUAAAGAUCCCUCCAUUUCAUGAUCAAAUGGAAACCCAGGUGUGCAAUUUAGCAGGUUCCCUUUUAGCACUUGUACAAUUUUUAUCUCUUGUUUGAGGAAUGAGUCAAUUUUAUAGUCAGCAUCAUUCAUAUUGUCUGUUUCUUGGAUCAAAUUUAGUUAAAAGUCAUCAUGAUUUAGUGAGGAAUCUCAAGCUCUACCAGGUAAGCUUUAAUGUUGUAGAGCAGAAACUGCCACUAAAGUGUGUCAUUGUUACAGUAUUUUGAAAAAUGACAGAAGUAGUUUACAUGUAAAAUAAUACUGUUCUUGGUAGAAAUAGCAAGAAAUUCCAAGUGUUAGCAGGGUGGCCUAUGUUGUAUGAGCCAAAACAUCUCGCACAAUUUUGGACUCCUUCAUUAAAGAUCUAAUAAAGUGAUAGUAACAGUGAUACAGCAACAAAGCAUCUUAGCAAAACAUUUGGAGUUUUUUGACAGAACAUAACAAAAUAUAGGACUGGUGAAGACUGUAAUUUCCAUACAAACUGCUCUUCAAGUGAUACUAAGACUUGCUCAACUUUUUGCAGGAGUAGCUUAAGUCAAGUAUCUAAAGAGUGUCAUAUUGUGCCAUCCAACUUAAAUGAUAAAAAAGUCCACACAAGUUGAAUUGUAACAAUCAAACAUAUGAGCACACUAUUAGAUAUUGUAGAUGUACAAAGUCAGAUGCUCAGUACCAAGAACUUAUUGACACAGUGGAUAGGCCAGAAAGGAAAGUGUGUGUCUAAGGCUCAAGGUCAUGAUGUACUGACUGAACACAGUUAAAGCCAAAUGUAUUUGUGUCUGGCUCAACGUAAUUAAAUCAAUAAGCAUUUUACAAUAUAAUUCUCUUUGUCUUUUUAAAUUUUCAUUGCAUCUCAUAGGCACCUUUUUGGGGUUGUUUGACUUUUAAUGCCCUGCCUGUGCCAUCAUGUGCUUCCCUCUUAUGGGUUUCUUUCCAAUCUUUUUCCAUAAAAAGUGUGCAAAGGGGCUGUAGGUCACAAGUAAAUUAAAGAAACUCUAAUAAAUAUGAUUGUGUUGUUAUCUGUUAGACUCAUGAAGAUUUUGAGUUCAAGAAGCUGUUAAUGAGCACAUUGGUGUUGCUGAGUGCUGAUUCUGGAAGCUCUCAGGUAACAAUAAAAAAUCAUAUGGAGAUCAUGGAAUUGAUGGUGUGGUUUACAAAUUUUAUUUUGAUUUAACUCACUGAAUAUGUUGCCCCCAACAGGCUUUUUUAACCUAACUUUUAUUACAUUUGUCAGAUUUUUUGUGAGGGUCGCGUGAUUUUGUCAUUGUUCUCUUUUGUACGAGCAAAUGACAACAGCUCAACUGUGGAGUGGUCCCCUGCACAGUUUGAGGAGCUGCAGUUACAGGUACAAUUGCAUCAAAAAAUAUUCCAAGUAGUGCUAUUGGUUAAAGUUAGUAUUCAUUUGUUAACUUGAAGUCUCUAUUGUGAGAGUUAGAAGACUAGAUGAGGACCUCAGUGGAGAUGUCAGUAAUGGAAUUUUUGCAGUCCGCCUCUGAGCGGCUGAUCACAAUGUGAGACUAGCAAAAAAUUCUUAUGUUUUUGUUUCCAGGCCUUAGACACCCUAAGCACUGUGGCUCCUUUGUGUUUGGACGAUUACAUGACUUGUCAGAGUAACACCAGAUUACUUAUGCUUCUGGAAUGGUGUGUGGGAGAAGGUAAGCACUGUUUGAUUUUUAGCUUUGUAUGCAUAUUGCUCCAAUCGCUCUGACGAAGGGCUAACGCUCGAAACGUCAGCUUUUUUACCCUUUACGGUGGCUAAUUUACGUUUUCAACUCAGUUGUGAACACUAAAUUACCUGCUAUACUCUCCCACCGACGCAGCGCCACAGUUUCUUUACCCCUUUAUUCAUAUUCCAUUUAGUUAUGUUAUGUAAACAUUUUUUAAGUUUUUUUCAUAUUGUGUACGAUUGAAGGGAAGUCUCAAAAUAUUGACGCGCAAAAAUUACUGAAUUUUGAACUGUUUUACAAAUGAUUUCUUAUCUUUUCCAUAAGCUGACUAUGGUGGCCAUGGCAACAGUUUCCAUGGUUCUGGUGGCCGUGGCAACAAACGAGCCCAGAUGCGGUAUUGUUUGCGGCUGAUGAGGAGCAUGGUGUCAGUAGGAGAUGACGGCUUGAAUCAAGAUCUUGUAGAUCAAGGAGCUAUCAAUCAGAUUAUUGGUAGGUACUGUGAUUUUUUAAGUGGCCUGAGAAGGGGCGGUUGAGGUGACAAACGCCAUUUUAUUGUGUUCUUGGGUUAGAUCCUUCACUAUCACAGUACCUCUCUGCUAGGAGAUCUAUGACGGACUAGCAUCCCAUUUUCAAAGGGUAGAUCGCUAUCCCACUGAUUAAUCACAAGUGUUCACAAAACGUACUGCGUUAUCCACAGGAAAGAGACUUAUCCAGUUGAUAGCGUUAUUCAUCCUUUGAACAACCGGGGUUCGGAGGAUAGUGCAGUACGUUUUCUUUACACAUUUCAGUUGGGAAGUGAUUUAUCCUUGGGAUAGCAAAUUGUCCGUGGAUGGCGAUUUAUUCGUGGGAUAGCGUUAUCCACUCUUUUUAAGACUGGGCCCUACAUACUUAGAUUCAUCCACUGGAUAGUGUCAUUCACACUUCGAAUACCGGUGCCUGGAGGAUUUGUGAUACUCUUUGUCACUCAACUCCAUGGAAACGGGGACUGACUGUCUUAACCAGAAGCUACCCGAAAUAACUUUUAUCUCAAACUAAUAAACGAUUUUGCUACAAAUCGCAGGAAUACUUCUCAAUGCCAGCACCAGCCCUGAUGAGAAUGAUGCUAUUGACAUUGAGAUGCAGUGUGAUAUGUUGUUCCUUGUGGCGUCUCUUUGUGAAGGAGAUACUCACAGGAAGGUAAUAAUUGUAAAAAAAACGAUUGAGUGAAUGCCAUCAUGACAGAGGUAAUUGGUAAUUUCGGUUUGAGCCACUAAUAAGAGACUUGUAGCUGUAGAUUUUCAUCUUUUUUAUUUCACAACAGCGUUCCUGAUCUCCUAAAAGCGAUACCAAUGAUUCCCUUAAACUUGAAGAAAGUGAGGUGGACGCGCUGAAGUACACAGCAAUUCAAAGGAAUUCUUUUUAUUACUUUUCUAAGUCGAGGGAAUUUAUUUUGAGGCUUCAGUGUAGACUAUAACUGCUGCGUACAUCAGCUCGUCUUCUCUAUUGAAGUUGAGGUGUCGAAAUCUUUUCCCGGGCGGGUUAUUGCGCAUGUAUUAUAAUAUUUUUGGUUGUCGUUAUUGUUUGAUGCAAAAACGCUUAAAAGAAGGUUCGAAAAUCCUUAAUCAAAAGAGUGAAGCAACUAAUUUAGUUUGGUGGAAUAGUAAUUUACUCAGGCCAACCUAAGAAACAUUUCUUAUUCCUUGUAGGAGCUAUUUGGUGCCCAAGGAGUCCAAGUGUUGGUAGAAUAUCUGAAGAGAGAUCCUAACAAGAUUAACAGUCCGCUGGGGCAUCAUCAGCUUCUUUUAUCCGCGGUGGACUCUGUGUGGUAAGAACAAACAGUGAUUGAGUUAUUUCUAGAAUAGAUGUUGGAACAAUUUUAAAGUUAUGCGUCGCACGCAAACCAGGAUUGCAUUGAUUUUACCCAACUACGCUCUAUGAUUAGUUUAAAAAACUCGUGCCUGGCUCUUAACCAAUCAGUUGCAAAACGAAAGCUUACCGUGUCAUGGUCACUCACGCUUUCCCGUGCUUAAGCCAGAAUCUUAACCAAUCAGAUGCAAAACAAAAACCAGCCGCGUCUUAGUAACUCAUGUUUUCCCGCGUUUUACUAAGACGCGGUUUGCAGUUUUAGGCAGUUUUCACGUUUUUUCUAGUUCAUAAUGGAUUCUUGUGGUAUUUUGGUUUUGGUUUUACGGCACCCUCUAAUCCCCGUUUUGUUGUUUCGUUUGUCCCCAGGUCUGCUGUGUUGGGAUGUUACAUAACUGAACAACUGUUUCUUGAAAAUGAUGGAGUUUUUCAUCUCAUGGAUUUAUUAGAAGUACUUAACAACAGUUUUUUUCGAAGAUAAUAGCUGAGAUUGUUUAGUACUAUUAUCAGCAGAUUACACCCAUGACCUCGUACACCGGUGUAGUGCUCAUACACCAACUGUCUACUUGUCGGAUUAGUAUUGAGGUUCGAAAUGCACUAAUGAGAGUGCACCAAAACACACCAAUCGUAGCUAAAUACCAUGCUGAAUUAAUUAGCAACAUGUGAUCAUUCAACCCUCUUGACUGAUGAAGACAAGCUGUAGAGCAGUCGGAACGCUUUGAUCCUCAAUUUAUGGCUUGUCUCUGCAAUGACAAGUGACUUAAUAUCGUGAGACAAAACGUUCGUUUGUCUUUGUAACUGCGACGAACUAACACAGAUUUCGAAACAUGGGAGAUGAUUUAGAUGGUAGGAUCUUAAUUUUGACUGAAUUCACAUAAUUGUGCGGCAGAGAAAGAAAAAAAAUAACUCAGUUUACGUUGUGAAUUUUUUGACAGUUUUUGAAUCGUGGUACUGAAAUUAAUUUAGCCCUAAAGCACAACUUACUGUGUUAGUUUACAUAGUUAAAACUAAUAAUUAUUUACUUACCUCAGAUAUGUCCACUGACAAUGCAGAAUCUGGUGCUGGGAUGUUUGGUGGAUCUCUGUGAGAAUUCUAAGGUUAGAUAUUAUGUUAUCCAUUCCUAGCUGAUAAAACGCUCUUUUCCUCUAAGAUCUAAUGCCAUUAACGAAUCUAUAUCUUUUUCGUCAUUUCCUCAUUUCGUCAUUUCUUCCUCUCUCCCUCUGAAUUCUAAAUUGGAUCCUUAUUUUCUCUUUCUUAGAAGUAAUCAAGAUCGGCGAUAUUCCACUCUUUCCCCCCCCUUCCCCGUUCCUUGAACAUGUAAACAUAGUUUACGAGCAGUUUCUCCUUUAAGCGCGCCGUGCGAACUCUAGGAUUUUUGUGCACCGCACUCCCAGAGUUCCGCGCGGCGAGCUAACAUCAAUUUUUUUUUCGUUGUAUUUUUUUUUUUCGUUGUAUUUUUUUGACUCGCCUGACGGACUUCGCCAAAAGGGAGGGACCGCUCGUAAUCUAAAGUAAACUGUGUUUCAGUACUAGCAAAGAAAUAUAAUCUGUUUCAGUAACUUUUAUUUUAUCGUAUGAAAUUCGUAAUAGACCUCGCUCUCCGUAGAUUCUCAGUGGUAGAGCAUCGGAGCGCGGAAUCCGAAGAUAUGAGGUUCGAUUCCUCAUUGGGACUUAGAAUUUUUCCUUUGUCCCACGCUCGUGACAAGACGAAAAACAUCCUUCUCUGUUUCUUUGCUAAGCUCAAAACCAACUAUCUCUCUUAUUCUAACUUUAUUUGUUAGAAAAUCCGACGACUAUACACUCAUAAACAUCCCGGCCCCGGUUGUUCGAAGGUCGGAUGACGCUAUCCACAGGAUAAAUCUUUAUCCGGAGGAUAACGCUCUACGUUUUGUCAUCACUUAUCUGCUGGAUAGCGAUUUAUCCGUUGGAUAGCGUUAUGCGCCCUUCAAACAACUGGGUCCUGAUUCUUAUAUUUUGUUCCUUCAGGCUCUGGCACAUGUUCAGUCCUGGCGCGGUAAGAAGCAGAUUACAGCCGGUAAAUUAUUGGUGGAAUUGUGGAAGAAAGAGGAAGCAAACAUGGGUGUGGCUAGGGAUAAAAUUGGCAAAGUAACGGGUAACUACCUCUUCACUCUCUUAUCCUUGAUUUACCUUUACGCGCUUGAGGGAGGAUCAAGAAUAUAUUUGAAGCCUGUGCAGGCAGUCAGUUACCGGGAAAGUGCAGGGCGGGCGAGAGAAAAAACGGGGAGAGACUAAGGAGAGGGAAGGAAGAACUCCUUAUUCAAACCCCGCCCAUAUUCUCUCGCUAGCUCACUCGCUCGUCUCUACGAAUGGAGAAAGCCUGGCACUGGCUGAUUCAUUGCGGAUUUAUAGGGACAAAUGACUCAAAGACGAUAGGGGACACAAUUUGCAGUACGCUUCUCGCGUAUGAACUUAGUAUGUGACCUAGCUCAGUGUUAUCGAAUUGUAACUGAACGAAAUAAUUAACUACCAUCGACUAAAAUGAUGACGUAAAUUGGCCACCGUAAAGAGUUUUAAAGCUUAAAACGUUAUCAACUCAGUUGAUGAUACUAAAUUACCCUGUUGUACUCUCCCACCGAUGCAGCACUGUUUCUUUAAAAACUUACCUCCUUUUUUUUUUUCAUUUUUAACUAAACGAGGUAAGCAUUCUCAUGAGGAGCUCAGAUCUUUCUUUGUGAACGGUGCAUCGUCAACUUUUUUUUGAAACUGAAUGUUGCAGAUCUCAAGAAACCUCUUAUGGGCACAGUCCAAGAGCGACAAGGUGUUAUCCCGCUACCUGCCGACCGGCCCAGCCAAGCGAUCGUGGACGUGUCUGAGAACAUGAGAGCUAAGAUUUACUCCAUGUUUUGUAAGCUUGGUGAGUUUUUACUGAUCUAUGGCGUCCUGCGCCCGAGUAUACUAAUGUAGUUAAGUUUCCUAAACGAAUAUGUUUCCCUUUGCGUUCAGGUUUUAACGCAGUUCCUGGUUUAUCAACUGUGGAUUACGUCACAGUGGCAAUAAUUGAAAAAUACCUCGACUUCAAGGUGAGGAUGGACACAUUUUGAUUAAUUGUUUGGUGUCCAGGCCCCAGUUGUUUAGGUCUUUACCAUGGCAGAGUUUAUCGUAUUGCGUUCUUGAGCAAGUUACAUUGCUGUCACAGUGCCUCUCUCCAUUUAGGAGUAUAGAUUGGUAGCGAUGAAAUGUAAGGGAAUCCAGGUCGGGGAGAGGAGGGUAAUCUUGCGAUGGACUGACAUUCCAUUCAAGGGGAGUAGCAAUAAUAAGUUUCUUCGCGUAAGAUUUAAUGAAUCACUAUGGAUAUAUAGUUUUUAAUCCUCAGGAUGGGAUUGGGUUGGAAGAGUUUGUUGAAUAACUGAUGUGAUAUAUGAUCAAUUUGACGUAUUGAUUGACAUUUCUCCUCAGAUGCUUGAAGUGUGGAACGAGAUUAAGGUCGAGCUUGAACAAGAGAACAUCAGACCUGUGUCUCCUGAUGCCGACUGUAUGGUGGAUAUCUCCAGAAUACUGAACGAUAGAGCCGCUGGAGUGUCCAGUACCCAGGUCACUUAGAUAAAACGUAGUAGAGGGAGGGACGGGAAUUUAGGGAGUAGGGAAGGGGCGGGAUUGUUUGGAAGAGGGCACGGGCGACAAGGUGGCCAGAGGGAAUUCAGUAGGGAGAAAGAGGGAGGGGUGGGGAGCUAAGUCAGCCAGGAAGGGGAGGGAAAAUGACUGGCAGGGCUGGGGCUGCAGAGUGUAGGAGGGGUCCAGAACUAAGGACAGUUAUGUUGAGGCAAGAGUGGAAUGUGUCACUGAAUCAACAGGAAAGUGGAGGUGAAUUUAGGAGAUGGAGUGGGAGGGGGGGGUAGGGUGAAAGAGCGGAGUGUCCAGUACUCAGGUCGGUCAUUUUAAAGGUUGGGGGGGGGGGGGGGGGGGGGUGGGGGUUACGGCUGAAUCAGAAACAGGGGCCACAAAGCGGUGGGAGUCAUGUACCCUGGUCAGUCAAGUGGUGGUGGGUGUAGGCAGUGGUAGGUGCAAAAAUGUGUCAGCUGGAAAGUCGAAGGAAAGUCAGUGAUAAAUGUUGUUGUUAUUUUGCCCCGCAGGAUAAACUUAUUCAAGCUCAGCGAAACCAGGAACUUAUUGAAGAGGAGGAGUAUUAUGAAUCAGUGAGUCGUAGUUUUGAUGGAAGUGCCUCGUUGAUCAAGGCCUACUUUCCCAUUUUUUGCGCUGUAUCAAUUUAUUUUCUUAUUUUAUUUUAUUUUAUAACAACUUUAUUUACAUAAUAACAUAUAUAAUAUAUUAUUAUUAAAAAAGGGUAAUAGAAGGGAGGAACUUAAUCCUCAUUGUAAACUAUACCCCAGAUAUAAAUAUUUAAUACUUUGCAAUAUACAUAUACACAUUGAAACAUUUUACAUACAAGAAUAUAUCUAUGUAAAUAUAAAAUCUAAGUAAAGAAGUCAUAUCUAAGAUAAAAGUUCUGUUGAAAUGAUGAAUAAUUAAAUUUCUCCUUUUCCCUUAAUUUCGCAGAUCAAAGAAAGUCACCGCCAAGAAGAAAAGGCCUAUAAAGACUUUUGUGAUUAUGUCGACAGAACAUCGGACUACGCAGUUCUCAAGGUGAGUAUUGAUUUUAAAUGGACGUUCUGUCUCCUUUACGGCAGUUUAUAUGUUAAACUGUUCGGUAAUUUUUCUGGAGUUUGCAAUGUGACGAGAGAUACAGAGCGCUUUCUUAGACAAUGUCUAAAGUCUGAAAGCAAAAUAAUUACAACGUCCAAUUUGACCAAAGGAAAAUGUCACGAGGAUCCACUAAGAACUCCGUAAAAACAAUCAAACUACCUGAAGCGCGGGAAAACGUGAGUCACUUUGUCGCGAUUGGUUUCAGUUGCAUUUGAUUGGUUUAGACAAAGGCGUGCGUUUUCAGUACCAAUCACAGAGCGCAGUGGUGAUGUUUUGGCGUCUGAGCCACAGGAAUUCUCGUAUUCUAACUUUUUCUUCAUCCUAAAUUUUAUUUUGUUUAAUAUAUUCAGGCUGCAAAAGAGAAGCAGUUGAGCACCAUAGAAGCUUCGAGACUUCAGGGUAGAGUUUAUUCUGGGUAAGAGACAAGUUUUUAUCUCAGUGUUUUUUUUAUCUCAUUGUAUUCGAUGAAAAAUGUCUUUCAGUCGGUAUCUAUUUUUUCUGACAAAGGUCUAAGCAAUAUCAUGGUAGCAAAAACGUCACAGGUGUUUAGCACUGUUUUCUGAUUGGAUGGUAGUAGUCAAAAACCAUUCACAAGCCUCACCGCAAUCUCUCCUCCCAAUGUUCAAAUAUAACGGUUAACCUUUUCCGCUCUCUCUCUUUUCUCCUUUUUUCAGCGAGAUUUCCCACGACACUUUACAAGAAGACCUUAACACAACUGUAAGUAAAUCAUAGGAAAAGAGUGUAAAGUCGAACCUCGAUUAUCCGGACUCGGUGGGACUAGGGUAAAUAGUCCGGAUAAUCGAGAGUCCGGAUAAUCGAAAAUAUGAACAUGAAUGAGACAAUGUAAACAAAAGAAAUAAAGAUAACACAUUUUUAAUUCUAAAAGUUUGCUUCAACAGAUCAGACAUGUUGUCGUUUUGAGUUAUGAUCGUCUCGUGUUUAAUAACCCACGCUAAAAACAAAACAAUACUGAAACAAAUCAAAAUUCAGCUGAAUGCAUUAGAAUAACUUGUCUCUUUUUGUCUCCGAGCGCUCGAUCUUUCGAAAGCGCACUUAAUGCGCUGUUUUAAACGCAAUUUUCCUGACUUUUAACAUAAUUUCUGAAUUUUUUUACCUCCUAAAGUUUUUAACAUCUAAGGUCAUUAAUAUUCAUGAAAAAAACGGGACCAGAGAAAAAGUCCGGAUAAUCGAAAAGUCCGGUUAAUCGAUGUCCGGAUAAUCGAGGUUCGACUGUAUAUUACUUUAGGUCAAACUGAAACAUUCUCUGUCGGUAACUUUACCUGCACUUAUCAGAGGUUAAAAGUUUCUCAGACUUAUUGUCGAAGCAAAAAGCCAGGGUAUAUCCGUGGGGAUCUUGAAGGGGGAGGGAGGGCUCUCACUCAGGACAUCGCCGGGGGGAGGGAAGUAACUUUCAAUGUAAACCCUCUCACCCUCCUGGCCAGUGUUGCGUCAUUUAAGGUUUACUCGUGUUUUUCUCUUCAGACGUUCUGCGGUAGACGAGUAGAAAUCGAAAGUACCCCACUUGACAUAACAAGAACGAUUACAAGUGCGACAACAGCCGACGAGGAAAAGAAAACUCUUGUAGUAGCGGUAAGUGAAAGAAAGGACCAAGGAGAUGUCCUAUCCUAG